Vigna radiata var. radiata (mung bean) is the source of this 1545-nucleotide messenger RNA. RefSeq lists its product as uncharacterized. Bases 1 to 1545 code for a protein of 514 amino acids. The record is from RefSeq and is a predicted model, not a curated record. NCBI's taxonomy places the organism in Eukaryota, Viridiplantae, Streptophyta, Magnoliopsida, Fabales, Fabaceae. The transcript is spliced from 4 exons.
AUGAAAAAGAAAAAGAAAAGUGUUAGGAGGAGAUUUGAAGAUAGUGAGGCGGCAUUUGUCAUUAACGAAGAGGUUGGACAACAUGAGAUAAAUGAAGAUUAUGAUACAGAGGACUUGUCCUCAAAUGUAGAUAGUGAUGGAGAACAAAAGGCACUUUCCAAGGAUUUUAAGAGUGCCCUACAGGAGCAUAGCGUUUUGAAUGGAAAAGAAGUGAAGUUUGUCAAGAAUGAUUUGAAGAGAGUAAGGGCAGUUUGUAAAAAAGGGUGUGGUUUUCUUAUUAUGACUAGCAAGGUAGGAAGUAGUCAAACCUUUAGAGUCAAAACUCUAGUUGGGCAAAAUUGUGGAAGGACUUUUGGUAACAAAAGUGCAAGUGUAGAAUGGAUUGCACAGGUUUUGGUUGACAGAUUUGUGAAUGUUGCAGGGAUGACAGUCAUUCAAAUCAUAGAUGAAAUAAAAAAAUCAUAUAGUGUUGGAAUAACUUAUUGGAAGGCUGGAAGAGCUAAGAAAAUUGCAAUGGAUUGUUUAGUGGGUGAUGGAGAACGACAAUAUGCUCGUUUGUAUGACUAUGUGGCUGAGUUAUUAAGAGUCAAGGCUGGGACCUUCAAGAUUAAGGUCAAUCAACCCCAACCCACCUUGCCACCAAGGUUUGGGUCAUUUUACAUGUGUUUGGAGGGCUGUAAGGAAGGGUUUUUAGGUAGUUGCAGGCCAUUCAUUGAGGUAGAUGGUUGUCACUUGAAGACAAGUUAUGGAGGUCAGUUGUUAGUUGCAGUAGGAAGAGACCCUAAUGACCAGUAUUUCCCACUAACUUUUGCAGUGGGAUUAAUGUCAGUUUUUGAUGAUAUCUUGAAUGGAGUGGAACACAGGUUGUGUUUAUGCCAUUUAUACAACAAUUUCAAGAAAAAAUUUGGGAGAGGCCUAGUCAUUAGAGACCUCAUGAUGGGGGCUGCGAAGGCAACAUACCAUAAGAAAUGGGAGAAAAAAAUGGGUGAGUUAAAAAAUCUGAAUGUUGAUGCCUUUAAUUGGUUAAUGGGUAUACCAACUAAAAGUUGGUGUAAGCAUGCUUUUAGUGCUUAUUCUAGGUGUGAUGUGUUGAUCAAUAACUUGUCAGAGUCAUUUAAUAGUACUAUUUUAUUGGCUAGGGACAAACCUAUAAUUACAAUGAUGGAAUGGAUUGGAUCAUACUUAAUGAGUAGGUUUGCAAGCCUUAGAGAAAAAGUUGACUCAUAUCAUGGUGAUGUUAUGCCUAAACAGAGGAAAAGAUUGGAUAGGGAGGUUGAAAAGAGUGGUAAUUGGCAUCCUGUUUGGGCAGGGGGUUCACAAUUUGAAGUAACUCAUGGCUUUACCAUGGACAAGAAGGGGAACAUGUGUAGGCAGGGGGCAUCAUCGUCAACAUCACAAGCUGGAAGGGGAUCGACCAGAGAUGCAGAGGCUGGGGCUGCAUCAACAUCAGGAGUUGGAGGAUCUGCAACUAUGCGUGAAGGGGGAACAAGAACAUCCUCAAGACUGGCUGGACAAAUUCUAGGGUCUCAAGCAAGUUGUAAUUGA